Suillus paluster is the source of this 780-nucleotide messenger RNA. RefSeq lists its product as uncharacterized. The record is from RefSeq and is a predicted model, not a curated record. The coding region runs from base 1 to 780 and encodes 259 amino acids. NCBI's taxonomy places the organism in Eukaryota, Fungi, Basidiomycota, Agaricomycetes, Boletales, Suillaceae. The transcript is spliced from 2 exons.
AUGUCUCGAUUAUCAGAUGAACGAUUCCAAUUUCUGCAAGAUGAUCUGCAUGAAAAGACCCUUUGCUGUAAAUACAAGCAGGCGAAGAAUGGCAUCACCGAAAGUGAAAAGGCUUUCGACAGACUCGAUGAAGCAGCACCCAGCGAUUCAAAGACGGAAUGGUUAGCCAGCGAGAGGAUCGCUCAGUCCAGCAGAAUAAAUGAUCCUGCGGCUAUGGAUGUAUAUGAGAUUAAUAUCAAGAAGGCACCGAGCAAAAAGGAGAUUGAGCUUAGACUACUAGAGGAGGGUGAUGCCCGAAAUGCAGCACCUGCUCGCAGAUCUGUGGCAACAUGGAUAUCAAUUGGGUUGGAGAUUGAAGAGGCUCAAAUCGCAUUGCUCAUCGAGGUCCGAAGAAUUGGUAGAAGAACUACCGAGACACAGAGGUUAGACAUAGCCCGGCAAUGUGAUUGUCUCCAAGGCCAGAUAGAUGGAUUCACUCGGUCUGCUAUUACUCAUCUUGGAGAGGGAUUUGAUGCAGAUGAUGAUCCUGAUGACUUGAAUGUAGACAUUCUCGAUGAUCUCGAUGAUGACUUGGCAGACUUCACCGAGACAUCUGACACAUGGGUGAACUCCCCCGAGCUCACUGUCAUCCCAUUGCCAUCAAACCUCGGAGUAGAUCGAUGCAGACGCUGCAUGGCAGAGGAUCUCAUUACGCUGGAGAUGUCUCUUCGUGAAGGGCAGGCCAAUGACUCCCUUCACAACCUCCAAAUUCACUUGUGCAACAAGGCAAUUCUGUUCUGA